AUGCUGUUCCUCCAACUCAUAGCCUCUUUCUUUUUCCUUCUCCUUCUUCCCUUACUUUCCAUCCUCUUCCUUACCAGAGCUUCAGCAUCUCCACCACCCUCCACCACCACCAGCCUCCCAAGAUCCUACCCUAUAAUCGGUUCAUUCUUGGCUGCGCUUGCUAACCGCAACCGCAGUCUCCAAUGGAUUUCAGACAUCGUCCAACUCUCACCCUCCGCCACCUACGUCCUCCACCGCAACUUCGCCACUCGCGUGGUCUUAACCGCCAACCCAGCCGUUGUUCAGCACAUCCUCAAGACCCACUUCCACAACUACGGCAAGGGAAAUAUUUUCCCCCAAACCCUCAAAGACUUGCUCGGCAACGGCAUCUUCAACGUCGACGGCGAAUCCUGGAAAUUCCAAAGACAACUUGCCAGCCACGAAUUCAACACCAAGUCCCUGCGCAAGUUCGUCGAGACCGUCGUGGACACCGAGAUCUCCGACCGCCUCAUCCCGAUCCUCUCCUCAGCUGCCGCUACCGGAACAGUCCUAGACUUCGAGGACAUUCUUCAAAGGUUUGCCUUCGAUAAUAUUUGUGAAAUCGCUUUCGGAUUCGACCCCGCAUAUCUCUUGCCCUCUCUUCCACAAACCAAAUUCGCUCAAGCCUUUGAAGAUAGUGUCCAGAUCAGCGGCGACAGGAAAGAGUUUUGA
Corylus avellana is the source of this 690-nucleotide messenger RNA. The record is from RefSeq and is a predicted model, not a curated record. NCBI's taxonomy places the organism in Eukaryota, Viridiplantae, Streptophyta, Magnoliopsida, Fagales, Betulaceae.